Auxenochlorella protothecoides is the source of this 1302-nucleotide messenger RNA. RefSeq lists its product as uncharacterized. Gene Ontology annotation, cellular component: chloroplast. The transcript has 8 exons. NCBI's taxonomy places the organism in Eukaryota, Viridiplantae, Chlorophyta, Trebouxiophyceae, Chlorellales, Chlorellaceae. Gene Ontology annotation, molecular function: 7-hydroxymethyl chlorophyll a reductase activity. Gene Ontology annotation, biological process: chlorophyll cycle. Bases 1 to 1302 code for a protein of 433 amino acids. The record is from RefSeq and is a predicted model, not a curated record.
AUGGGCGAGCCAGGCAAGUCGGUAACGGCCUUGGUGUGUUCUGUGAGAUGUAUUGGGCUGACGCUCAUGCUGUGGCAUACGACUGCCCACUUGUUCAUGGGCACACCCCACUCCAACCACUCAGCCCAGCAUUCUGUUCACAGAGACCUCACAGACACCCAGGAGCAGGGGAUGGGCGUGACAACUGAGGUGCUGUAUGCCCGGGUCAAGCCCCCAGUGCCCGGGGCUCAAUGGACAGGCGUCGUCACACAGAUCGCAGUCCAGGCGCUGGAGACGGGGCUGGUGGAGGCCGUUGUGUGCGUGCAGAGCGAGCCAGGGGACCACUUGGCCCCCUUGCCCGUGGUGGCGCGGAGCGUGGCGGACAUCGUGGCGGCGCGUGGCGUGAAGCCCUCCCUGUCCCCCAACCUGAACACCCUGGCCCUGGUGGAGAGCCUGGGCAUCAAGCGCCUGCUCUUCAUCGGCGUGGGGUGCCAGGUGCAAGCGCUGAGGCAUGUGGAGAAGCACCUGGGGCUGGAAGCGCUAUACGUCCUUGGCACCAACUGCGUUGACAACGGGCGUCGGGAGGGGUUGGCAAAGUUCCUGCAGGCCGCCAGCGACAGCCCAGACACCGUGCUGCACUAUGAGUUCAUGCAGGCGCGUGCGAGGGGAAGAAAACGUGGAGAAAGAGACAGCAGGACUCAAUACCUUGCCAAUCCCCACAUGAAAACCCUGCAGGACUACCGGGUGCAUCUGAAGCAUAGGGACGGCCACUUCGAAAAAGUGCCCUACUUCUCCCUCCCCGCCAAUGACCUGAACGACGUCAUCGCGCCCUCCUGCUACGCCUGCUUCGACUACGCCAAUGCCGCCGCAGAUGUUGUGGUGGGGUACAUGGGCGUGCCCUCGCUGGGAGUGGACAUGACUCAGCACCUUCAGUAUGUCACUGUGAGGAACGAGCGAGGGGCUGCCCUCCUCAAAUUGAUCGAGGAAAGAGUGGAGAGGAGGCCUCCGGUGUCGGCGGGCGAUCGGAAGGCGCUGGUCCUCCAGACCGUCUUGGCCGAUGACGAGGCCAAGCUGGGCAAGGGGCCCAAGCCGAUGCCACGCUUGCUGGGCACUGCCCUGGCCUGGCUCCUGACCAGGCUGGGGCCCCGCGGCAUGGAGUUUGCCCGAUACUCCCUCGACUACCACGUCAUCAGGCAAGGAUUGAAGAACUACCUCCACGUCGUGCGCACCUGGGGCAAAGAGAGGGCAGCGAGGCAUGUGCCAGCCUAUGCCAAGCAGAUUGUCGCAGACUACGAUGCCAAGGGUGCCAUCUCUGCCAGGUAG